Cicer arietinum (chickpea) is the source of this 1974-nucleotide messenger RNA. Its product is annotated as beta-glucuronosyltransferase GlcAT14A. Gene Ontology annotation, molecular function: glucuronosyltransferase activity. The record is from RefSeq and is a predicted model, not a curated record. Lineage: Eukaryota; Viridiplantae; Streptophyta; Magnoliopsida; Fabales; Fabaceae. Gene Ontology annotation, cellular component: membrane.
CUAUCUCUUCUCUUUCUCGUUCUCCAACAUCCUAGUAGAACAAGAUAUCCAUUACUUAUUUUUUUCCACAAAUCACCAAUUUUUCCACACACACAAAAAAAGAAAAUAAAAUUCCUCAAAACUCAAAAUCACCAAUCUUAAAAAAUUUCAAUUUUUCUGAACACCCCAAAUCAAAAAACCCAAUCUUUUCCACUUUUUCAUCAAUCUCACAUCUCACACUCCAAAUUGGUGUGAGUAUUUUCAAAAGGGUUUUCUUUUUCUGGGAUUUACAAACCCAUCAAAACCAGAAAAGAAAACCCAACAACAAUAACACAAACAUCACAAUAAUGAAGAAAUUGAAGAACUAUUACAUGCAUUUCAGAAACCAUAAUCAUCAUCAUCAAGAACGUAAAUGGAUUUUUCUACUUUUAAUCGGUUCAAUUCUCUCUCUUUUCCUUCUUUUCAUUGCAACACUAACAUCACCACAAGGCACACACAUUCUUCCAUUCUACCGUUCAAUUUCAGCUUCUUAUUCAGUUUUUGUUGAAUCUAAGCUUCACCCUUUACCAAUUUCAACCUUCCCUCCACCACCACGUCUUGCUUAUCUUAUCUCCGGCUCCGCCGGUGACGGUGGUUCUGUCAAAAGAGCACUUCUUUCUAUGUAUCAUCCACAUAACCGUUAUGUUGUUCAUCUUGACCUUGAAUCUUCACAACAGGAACGUUCGGAUCUGUUUGAGUUUGUUAAGAAUCAUGAAUUGUUUCAGAGAUUUGGGAAUGUUAAGAUGAUUACUAAGGCGAAUCUGAUUACUUAUAGGGGUCCUACUAUGGUUGCUAACACUCUUCAUGCUGCUGCUGUUUUGUUAAAGGAAUGUGGUGAUUGGGAUUGGUUCAUCAAUCUUAGUGCUUCUGAUUAUCCACUUGUUACUCAAGAUGAUCUGCUGCACACGUUUAGCUACUUGCCACGCGAUCUUAAUUUCAUCGAUCAUACUAGUGACAUUGGAUGGAAAGAUCAUCAGCGAGCGAGGCCUAUAAUCGUUGAUCCGGGGUUGUACAUGAAUAAGAAGCAAGAUGUGUUUUGGGUUACACAAAGGAGAAGUAGACCAACUGCUUUCAAGCUUUUUACAGGUUCGGCGUGGAUGGCACUCUCAAGAUCUUUCAUCGACUACUGCAUAUGGGGAUGGGACAACUUACCACGAACCGUUCUCAUGUACUAUUCAAAUUUCAUAUCUUCGCCCGAAGGAUACUUCCAUACAGUUAUUUGCAAUGCUCAAGAUUUCAGGAACACAACUGUGAAUAGCGAUCUACACUUCAUUUCUUGGGACAAUCCUCCAAAGCAACAUCCUCACUACCUCACAGUUGCCGAUAUGAAAGUUAUGGUUGACAGCAAUGCUCCCUUCGCAAGGAAGUUUCACAGAAACGAUCCAGUAUUGGACAAAAUCGACGCAGAAUUAUUAUCCCGAGGUUCUGGAAUGCCUGUUCCCGGUGGUUGGUGCAUAGGAAGCAGAGAGAACGGAACCGACCCUUGCUUGGUAACCGGCAACACUACAGUCCUUAGGCCAGGCAAUGGUUCGAAAAGGCUCGAAACGUUGAUCAGCAAGUUGUUGUCGAAUGAAAAUUUCCGACCUAGACAAUGUGUAUGAGACGAACCAAACCGCCACGCAAAAGAAAAUGGUCUUGUUAGAGUUUUAUUUACACUUCCACUUGCUUUAGUUUAUUAAAUCUGUGCACGAUUAGUUAGCAUGAUCAAUUAAAAUUAGUGUUUCUUUCUAUUAGAAGAAAGAAAAAUAGUGGAAAUUAUACAUGUUUGUUUAUUGUCUUUGAUUUUGGUGAAACAAAAAAGAAGAGACAAAUCUUGUGAAAAAUUAAAUUUGAUUAUUACAAGGUUGUUGAAUCAUGCACUGUAACAAUAGUAUGGUGUAUAUGAUACAUGAAUCAUGAUUCUGUCUUACUUUGACUUCAAUCAAAGAUUAUUAGUGACCACUUAUUUGAAGAUUC